Molecule: messenger RNA, 1215 nt
Organism: Colletotrichum graminicola M1.001
Lineage: Eukaryota; Fungi; Ascomycota; Sordariomycetes; Glomerellales; Glomerellaceae
Exons: 2
Coding region: 1-1215 (404 amino acids)
Source: RefSeq, a predicted model, not a curated record
AUGUCGGAAUCACUCCUCCGAGUACCAAGCCCGGAUGACGAAUUGCCGUCGCGCCUUAAGCCGCGCAACGCGGCUCACACCGCCCCGGAUGCGGACGCAGCCUCGGCAUCAGCGGUCAAAGGGGACGACAUCAGAACUGGCUCUCUGACAACCUCGCUUACCCUUCGGACGCGGCCAGCGUCCGGCGAGGUCGUGGAGACUCGCAAGCUCGUUUCACAGAGCCCCUUCUUUGACGUCCUCACACCCGACCUGCGGUACUACAUCUACCGGCUCGCUUUCGGCCGCAAAAUCCUUCAUCUCUACCUACUGUACCGACGCAGCCUUCAGCCCGACGUGCGAUGGCGGAAAGGUCAUCAGCCUGUGCCCGCCUGGUAUCCGCACUCACCGGGCGUGUCGCCCAUGGACCCGCCUUUCGCGGACGCCAGCGUGGUGCCGCAGUGGUAUUGGUGGAGCUGCGUGUGCGGCCCGGACGACCGGCGUCUCGAGUCAAAGCUGUCUGAUCAGUGUCCUAGAGGUUUCUUCCAGACAUGCGGCCCCAAGGAGACGUAUCUCGGCAUCUUGCCCUGGCUGCUGUCGUGUCGGCAGGCGUACGAAGAGACGAUCAAGGUCUUGUACGCGAGCAACACGUUCAAGUUUGAGCAGAGGCUCGAAGCCAUGUACUUUCCAUUCGCCAUCGCUACGCCGCAGCUGAACUGGAUCACGUCGCUCGAGUUUCGGAUACCGGAUCGCGACGAGUCUCUCAUUGACCGGUCUCUCGACAGCGCGCCGCGACCGUCCGCCGGUGCGCCUCUGAUCAAAGACCUCCGCGCCUUGAGCCCUCGCGACCAGUAUCUGCGCAUCGUCGGCAGCAUCACGGCCACCUUCCCUGCCCUGCGCCGACUACACAUCUCUUUUGAGGGCUCUGUCCGCCGGGUCCCUGUGCCGCGGCCGAACGUUACGACGCUUCUCAUCUCCACCCUCGGUGAGGUGGACGCGGACGAGCUCGAGUCGCUCGUGCUGGGUCCUAUAGAUGCCAUGCCCAGAGAUAUUGAGAAGCAAAUUCUGUUCUACCAGUCACUGUAUACGGCGCUGCUGACUGCAGAGAGCCAAAGGGGCGAGGUCAAGGAGGUUGAGCACCUGCGAAGCGACGGCCGCCCGGGGUGGACAAAGUUUUGGCGUUCGUUAGAGACGGCAGAGAGUGGCAAGGCGGGGUACUGGGUCUGCAAGCAUGGUUGA